Messenger RNA from Aethalodelphis obliquidens (Pacific white-sided dolphin), 6383 nucleotides. It is a transcript of the gene RNF44, whose product is annotated as ring finger protein 44. Bases 2699 to 4000 code for a protein of 433 amino acids. The record is from RefSeq and is a predicted model, not a curated record. The transcript has 11 exons. Gene Ontology annotation, molecular function: ubiquitin protein ligase activity. NCBI's taxonomy places the organism in Eukaryota, Metazoa, Chordata, Mammalia, Artiodactyla, Delphinidae. Gene Ontology annotation, biological process: protein ubiquitination.
GAGAGGCCCGCGUACCGCAAAAAAAAAAAAAAAAAAAAAGUUUGGUAAGGGAAGCUUAAACAGGGAAGGGAAGUCUUGUUAAACAGAGCCCUGAAAGCCAGGCAUUAGGGAGCCAUUGCAGGUUCUAUCCCUACACAGGCAAGCAGGGGGGUGGUCUUAACAAUGUAGGCACUUUGAAUGUGGGAAGGAUUUUCUGAUUGCUUUUACAGAGUGAGAAAAAUAAAAGGUUGGAAGGGAUUUAGGAGAAGGGAGAGUUGCUGAUAAGGAGAUGGUUAGAGAAAUGCAACCCCAUUUAUUCUCAUGCACACGUAGUUUAACUAUGAUGGAUAGAGUUUGGCAUUCCAGGUAACAUCUGUAGCACUGCAUCAUGAACUUGAUCUUCUGUCCUUAGAGAUAUGCAAACAGCGAGUGGGUACCAUUUUCAGUCAUCGUGUUGCUGGCUGCCAUCCACAUUGUGGUGUCAGAUUGUUGCUGGUCUAAACAACACUUGGAUAAGCAUGUCUGUUCCCCAGCUUCCUUCUGGAUUGUUUCCACUGGAUACCCUUUCCAAAGGGGGAUUUCUGACUCUAAAGGAACACAAGUUUUUUAUGGCUUAAAAUAUUUAAAACAUACUCUUUCACAGUAAUUUUCUUUAGAAUUUUCAGUAGGUUAUACUGUAUAGAGUUUUUCUUGUUUUGUUUUGUUUUUAAGGAGCAAAUGUACAAAAGCGUAUACAAUAAAAAGUCUAUCCUGACCCAGUGCUCUCCUCCAGUUCUCCCUGAGGACAGUUAUUUAUCAGUCUCCUGUAUAUCCUUCCAGGAAUAUUCUAUAUACAGAUACUGUAUAUAUCCAAUUUUUAAAAACAUUGAUACUGUUAUACUCUGUUCAGUAUCUUUCUUUCAGUUUUUAAAUUUGGGAUUAUGAAAUAUACCAAAGAAGCAUAGAAAAUCACACACACACACCCAGCAACCCCACCACACAGGCUUAACAAAUGUUUUAACAUUUUUUGCUGGUAUCUUGUUUAGGGCUGUGCUGGAGGUAACCCUAUGUCAGUGCAGCUGCAUACAGAGGAGUCCAGUUAUUGAUUAUAUGCAUAAUUUAUUUGACCUGUUCCCAGCUUUUUUUUUUUUUCUAUCGAUGUAGAGAUAAUACCCCACUUUGUAUAACGUCUGCCUGGGGAGGCGUCGAGGCAAAGGGGAACGACGCUGGGCUUUGGCUUGGGUUCAAGUAUCUGCUCGGCCACUCUUCCUCGCUUUGUAACCUGGGGUGAAUGACACCCCUCUUGAUUCUCUCUACCCAUCUGUAAAAUGGGCAGGUUGUAGUAAUGCGUCUCAUAAUUGCUAGGAGGAGUACAGUAGAAAACUAAAGACUUCAUUGGGUUUAGUUCCCCAACCCCCUAAGCAGGGAGCUCUCCGAGGCCUCGCCUAGAGCAAUUAGAGCGCGGGACGGCUGCUGCUCCAGCUUCAAACUGUUCCCCGCCCUUUUCCCGGGCCACGCUGGGGGCGGGGUGUUUAAAUGUCUCUGUGACGUCAACGCGAGCCGGGCCAAUCCUUCCCGACAAGCGUUAGCUUAUUUGCAUGGGUUGCCCAUUAUUGGUUCGUUGGGCAAUCCAGCCCCUCCCAACUUUUUAAAGCCACCGCGCAGUAUAAACAAGGAGAUGCGAGGAGGCCAGGCCAUGAUGUCAUCGCGGCGCAGUAGCUUUCGGGGCUGACGUCAUCUCCGGGGAGGUUGCCGGCCCAGGGCUGUUAGAGCCUUCCUAACCACUCGGACUGGCUUAAGAGCCGCUCCUGCCCUGUCGAAGGUCAGGUCCAUUGCACUUGUGUCCCAGGCGCCGUCCCAAGGAGGGGACCAUGACACAGUAAGUCCGGGCUGCGGCUCUCCCGGCGGGACCCACUUAUGUGGCGGGGAAACUGAGCCUCAGAAGCAUGAGUGAUUUGUGAGUUUGCAUAGCAAGUUAGAGUUACAGCCAAUUUGUCUUGCUUACCGCGCGGUCUCCCCUCUUUAGGUCAGACCAUGUGGCCCCGCCCCUUUCCUGUGAUGGCUGCGGGCACUUUAAGUGAGGAGGUGGGGGCGAGAGGAGGUUUUAAAAAAAAAAAAACUGCCUUCCAAGAUGGCGGCCCACUAAUCACGUGCCGAGUCUCGGCGAAUGAUUGGCUCUUGGCGCCCCCGAGGGGCGGAACUCUUAGCAAGGGGCGGGGCCCUCGCGGGGAGCAGUCGGCUACUGUUUGCCGGAACCUCCCGGCGCGCCCCCGCGAGCCCCCCUCCCGCCCGGCGCGCGACCCCGCCGCUUCGAAUGUUGUGAAUCAAAUGUGGGGUUUGUUACAUUCCGCUGCCGCCGCGGACAGUUCUUAAAGGGCCAGUCGCCGGCAGCUGCGCAAACCCGGCCGCGUCCUGCGCCGCCUCCCUCUCCCAGAGGGCCUGGGCCGAGAGACUGACCGCGCGUGGGCCUCGCGAGGCAGACGCCCGGCGGACGGACAACAAAGAAAGAGGGCCCCGGAAGGAGCCGGACUGCCCCCGGACCGGGGGGGUGGGGAAGGGAGCACAUUGUUCCUCAGGGCGGGGGCUCUUAAAGGGUCCAGGCAGCACACUCCCACCCCCCCACCCCCGCCUCUUGCCCAGCUUGGCCGUCCUAGAUCGGGAACAAAGGAGUCAACGUGUGGCCAGGCGGCCGAAGGGUUGUGAGCCCUGGCCCAGCCCCUCCACCCCUCUGCCUCCCCUGAUGCAGCCAUGGGCUCUGGCAGUGACUAGGUGGCCGCCCUCUGCCCCUGUGGGUCAGUGGCGAUUCUCUGCAGGACCCAGCAGCAGCCCAGGCCAGCUCUGGGGAAGCCCUGGCCGUGAGGGCCCCCUGGCCAGCCCACCUACCCAGGAUGAGCGCUUACCCUCCCAGCAGCCGCCAACCCGACCAGCAUACCUCCCCGUAGAGGAGCGCCGAGCCUCGGCUCCUGCCGGCGGGAGCCCCCGAAUGCUGCACCCAGCCUCCCAGCAGAGCCCGUUCAUGGUUGAUCUCCACGAGCAGGUGCACCAGGGACCUGUCCCUCUGUCCUACACAGUCACCACAGUGACGACCCAAGGCUUCCCCUUGCCUACAGGCCAACACAUCCCUGGCUGCAGCACCCAGCAGCUCCCAGCAUGCUCCGUGAUGUUCAGCGGGCAGCACUAUCCCCUCUGCUGCCUCCCGCCCCCGCAGCUGAUCCAGGCAUGUACCAUGCAGCAGCUCCCUGUGCCCUAUCAGGCCUACCCCCACCUUAUCUCCAGUGACCACUAUAUCCUGCACCCUCCACCGCCAGCCCCACACCCCCAGCCCGCUCAUAUGGCGCCUCUUGGGCAGUUUGUGUCGCUGCAGACCCAGCAUCCACGUAUGCCCCUGCAGCGGCUCGACAGUGAUGUGGACCUGCGGGGGGAUCAGCACCCCCUGGGGAGCUUCACCUACUCCACCUCUGCCCCGGGCCCAACUCUGUCCCCAUCCGUGCCCCUGCACUACCUGCCCCACGAUACCCUGCACCAGGAGCUGUCCUUUGGUGUGCCAUAUUCCCACAUGAUGCCCCGGAGACUGAGCACCCAGAGAUACCGCCUACAACAGCCGCUCCCGCCACCACCCCCGCCGCCUCCACCACCACCGUAUUACCCCAGCUUCCUGCCCUACUUCCUCUCGAUGCUGCCAAUGUCACCAACAGCAAUGGGGCCCACCAUCAGCCUGGAUCUUGAUGUGGAUGACGUGGAGAUGGAGAACUAUGAGGCCCUCCUGAACCUGGCAGAGCGGCUGGGAGACGCCAAGCCUCGCGGCCUCACCAAAGCGGACAUCGAGCAGCUUCCAUCGUACCGCUUUCAUCCUGACAGCCACCAGUCAGAGCAGACGCUGUGUGUCGUCUGCUUCAGCGACUUCGAGGCACGGCAGCUGCUCCGGGUCCUCCCCUGCAACCACGAGUUCCACACCAAGUGUGUCGACAAGUGGUUGAAGGCCAACCGGACGUGUCCCAUUUGUCGGGCUGACGCUUCCGAGGUGCCCAGGGAGGCUGAGUGAGGUCCACAGCCACCCAGGAGAACCCUGCCCAAAGCUCUGGAAACUCCGGGGGCCCCGGAAGGCCGAGGAGGGCGUGGCCCAGGCCUGCCCUGCCGUUCCUGCCUGCAUCUCCAGAGCUGGUGCCAGGGUCAGCCCGAGAGAAGCCCCUGCAAUAAGCCCUUGCAUUUGCCAAGCUCCAAAGACUCCCUCCCCGUUUGCCCACCAGUCUAAAAGACGCCCGCCAGGGAGCGGCCUGAGAGUCCCUAACUCAGUCUCUCCUGUUUGCCCUCGGGUCUGUCUCCUUUUCUUGCCGGCCCUGGGAGCCAGGGGUUCAUUACCCUCGUGUGGCUGGUGGAGAUCCUUGGCCCCGGGAUGGGCAAAGCGGGUGCUGUCCUCGGUCGCCUGGUCUCUUGCACUGAAGUGGUGUGCUCUCUGCUCAGGUGGCACUGACAGGCGUGGACAGACAGUGGCAGGAGGCCAGUGGGUUCUCCUGCCUUGACCCCAGACAGACUCAGGCAGCCAGCCCCACCCAGGUUGCUGUGGGGUGGGGCUGGUUCCCUAGAGGACCCUCACCUCGGGUACAACAUUCCUGCCCCAAGCCCAGGCUGGAGGGCAUCAGAGCCAACCUCCCGAGCAGGUGGGAGGCAGGCCCUGACCCGGGACGGCAUGUAAUGUAUCCUGAGGGGGCCUGGACCAGGCCAGGGAGAGUGAUUUCCUGUGUUGCUGGUGGCUGCCCCUGCCUGGCGGUGACAGGGCCCAGACCCAUGCCCCAUCUCCCCUCUCUGUCGUUUUGCAUGAACGUGAGGAGCAGCAGUUUUUGUUUAUUCAUUUGGCCCAAAAUCGCGUGUAGGAUUUGAGGGUGUGGAUUUUUUAAACAAUUUCUUUUCUUUUGGUUUAAUGGGCGGGGGGGUGUAUAGGGACCAACCAGGACCAAGUGCCCAGGGGCAGGGAAUGGUCUGGUGGUGCCGCCUGGUCUGCAUGCAUGUGCGCGGCUGGGGCGGGGCCAGGCGGCUGGCGGUCAUGGGUGGGGUUGGGGGGGUGGGGGGGGGGUCUGUGCUCAGCUGAUAACUGCCAUGCACUGUACUGCACACGUCCCCAGAGCCUACCGGGACCGUACGCUUUUCAGGGCAUUUCUCCCUCUCUAGCCAGGGCCUGUCUCCCACCUGCCUGGGCGUGUCUCCUCCAGGGAAGUCCCAGGGGGACAGGGUCCAAGGAGGGUGUGGACCCCGCCUCCAGGGGCCCCCUCCCAGCCUGAGCCCUGCCCUCCAAGACCUGGAGGAGCCCCCGGAGGGUCUGGCCGAGCUCCCUACCCUCACCCACCCGGGUCCCAUUCCGUUUCUUCCUCACCCCCCGCUGGGGUUGCUGCCCCGAACGAACCGCGUGUGGGGCCGGCACAUCCUAGCAGGCAGCCCCUGGCGCCUGCUGCCUCAGGGAUGCUCCAACCACCCUCGUUCUCCCGCAGCGGCCCUGGCCCACCGCCUCCCCCCAGCCUGCCGUGGGGCCCCAUCAGCCUGGCCCCCACCCCAUGGAGAACCCAGAGUCUUACUGUAUAUAACUCCAGGUGACAUUUCUAUAUUUAUAGCAGUGUUGAAACCCCACCUGUUUUACACAGAGAACUACCCUCUCCGACCCCCUCCCUUCCCCACCCCCCAAAAAAAAGGUUUUCGAAACCCUUAACGGUUCCUGGGGCAGGUGGAAACAGGCUCACGGAUGGUGUGUUGACUGCAGCAGUGAUUCCAACGAGCAGCUAUUGGGGGGGAAACACAACAAUAAAAAAAAAAAAAGUUUAAAAAAAAAGAUUUAUAAAACAAUUAUUUAGGAUGUUUGUGAUUUGCCGACCUUGCUAUAGAUGCCAUGUUACCAAUGAUUUCCUGUGGUGGGGGCUUGUCAUUGUUUACUCUUUUAUUUACCAACUUCUGGCCUAGGCAUGACAGUGGGUGCUGUCCCCCAGCCCUGGCUGGGCCCAGUGCCUGUAUUCUGUGUUAGAAAGGUCUUUUAUAUAUAUAUAUAUAUAAAUAUAUAUAAUUACAUAUAUAUAAAUAAAUAUAUGGAAUUUUGGGGGGCCCUGUUCCUUGCACAUUUUACAGUUACCUCAUUUUUCCCAUGUAUGUAUUUGAGAAAAUGCUAAUAUAUAGAGAAAAAAAUGGUUCUUAAAGCUUAAAUGUGUGGUUUUCUCCAUUCCAUUGGAUUCACAUUGGUUUGUAGCAUUUAACAUAACUAGUAUGUUGUAUUAUAUAUGUGUAUACUGAUUGAAAUUUUUAACAGAUUUGUACUUUUUUUAAAAUGAAACUUGCUAGUUCUGCUUGACCAAGUAGUGCAAUCAUUAUUUUUUUUAAUAUUGUUGCUGAUUUCAGAGGGAUAUUCACUAAUAAUAAAUGUAUGAUGUAUAUCGAGUACUGCCCAA